Molecule: messenger RNA, 2043 nt
Organism: Nerophis lumbriciformis (worm pipefish)
Lineage: Eukaryota; Metazoa; Chordata; Actinopteri; Syngnathiformes; Syngnathidae
Source: RefSeq, a predicted model, not a curated record
AUGGUACGUCAUGGCGUAACUCGACGCUUCUCGCUCGGCGCGCCCCGCUCCUUUUCAGUGGCCGAUAACGGUUCAUCUGUGCUGUUUUUGCGAUCGGGCGGCCCGGAAGAUCCCCACAACAGCUUGUGGAUAUUGGAGUUGGGUGGGGAGCCUCGCACCCUUUUUGACGCGAGCGGUCGAAGCGCUGACGAGCUGACAAAGGCAGAGCGAGCUCGGCGUGAGCGGGCCCGGGAACAAGCUGGCGGGGUCGUGUCGUUCGUGGCGCGUCCAGAUCAUCGCGAGGUGGCGUUCGCAUUGGGCGGUGAGCUCUUUUUGGUUUCUGACGAAGGUGGGGAAACGCCACUGAACAGCGACGGCAACGCCUUCGAUCCGCGCUUCGACCCAAGAGCCGAUCGCGUCGCCUACGUAUCCGGAUCCACGUUGCGGAUCACCGACGGUGAGAACGAUCGACUCGUGCCCGGUACCGACGAGGGUGGCGACCUUGUCUCGUGGGGUUCGUCCGAGUUCGUUGCUGCUGAGGAGAUGGGUCGUGCGAGGGGUUACUGGUGGGCCCCUUCGGGUGGGCGAAUGGCGGCGUGUCGGGUAGACACCGAGCCGGUCGACGAGUGGUGGAUCUCCUCACCCGAGCAGCCGUCUUUGCCACCUCGAGCAAUUCGUUACCCGAGCGCCGGCACCGAUAAUGCAGAUGUGCAGUUGUGGGUCAUCGAUGUCGACUCCGGUGAACGUCACCAGCUCGAUUGGUCAGAUGGCGGCUUCGAGUAUUUGGCCGACGUGCAGUGGCUCGAGGUCGGCGACGACGAGCUCGUACGUUGCACAGUGCAAACGAGGGACCAGAAAACGCUCGCAAUCUUCGACUUCGAUCCCGUGAGUGGCGAACGCACAGAACGGCAACGGAUCACGGAUUCGCAUUGGGUCGAGCUUCAGGCCGGAACGCCCCGACAGAGCGAACUUGGUGUUCUCACAAUCGUCGAUGAGGACACGCGUCGGAUCGCGAUCGAUGGGAGCUCGAUCGACCACGAAGGCCUGAAUGUUCGGGCGCUCGUCGGAGUCGAUGAUGGCCUUAUCAUCGCGACGGUUACCACCGAUGGAACCGACGCUGUACUCGCACGCCUUGGCCUCGACGGUGCGGUCGAGAUGCUCACCGAUCCGGGCCAGAACGCCUCAGCUGUCUCCGCCGGAUCCACGAUCGUCGUGACGCUCGCCCGAGCAGAUGCGGACCCCACGGUCGAGGUCCGCUGGUCGGACGGUACGGUCUCAAGCAUCGAGUCGGUAGCGGAUGCUCCCGGCUUUCCGUGCACGCCCGCCUUCCACACCAUCGGCGCGCGGGCGCUGAACGCUGCGCUCUGCCUCCCGGCUGACCAUGACGGCUCCCCUUUGCCUGUCCUGCUCGACCCUUACGGAGGCCCGCACGCCCAGCGUGUUGUCCGCAGUCGGAACGCAUUCGCGACCUCGCAAUGGUUUGCGGAGCAGGGUUUUGCGGUGGUCGUGGUAGAUGGUCGAGGAACACCGGGUCGUGGUCCGGAAUUCGAGCGAGAGAUCUGGGGAGACUUCGCCACCAAAAUACUCGAUGAUCAAAUCGAUGCGCUAUACGCCCUGGCCGAAGACCGCAACGAACUCGACCUCGACCGCGUUGGUAUACGGGGCUGGUCCUUUGGCGGCUACCUCGCCGCCCUGGCGGUUAUGCGCCGGCCGGAUGCUGUUCAUGCUGCGGUGGCUGGUGCGCCGGUCACAGAUUGGUUGCUCUAUGACACGCACUACACAGAGCGCUACAUCGGCCACCCCAACGAGCAUCCGGAUAAUUACGACCGCAGCAGUCUCAUCUCCGAUGCUGAAGACCUGACUCGCCCGCUGAUGCUGAUCCACGGCCUGGCCGAUGACAACGUGGUCGCAGCGCAUACGCUCAGGCUGUCCCAGGCGUUGCUCGAGGCGGGCCGUGCUCACGAAGUGCUGCCCCUCAGCGGUGUCACCCACAUGACCCCACAGGUUCAAGUAGCCGAGAACCUGCUCCACCUCCAACGAGACUUCCUCCAAUCCCACCUCUAG